Molecule: messenger RNA, 4636 nt
Organism: Cryptomeria japonica (Japanese cedar)
Lineage: Eukaryota; Viridiplantae; Streptophyta; Pinopsida; Cupressales; Cupressaceae
Product: pleiotropic drug resistance protein 1
Exons: 22
Coding region: 186-4517 (1443 amino acids)
Cellular component (GO): membrane
Molecular function (GO): ATP binding; ABC-type transporter activity; ATP hydrolysis activity
Source: RefSeq, a predicted model, not a curated record
GAGAGAGGCAAAAGGACCGGGUCAUGGUAAGUAGAAACAAAGAUUGGAUUGACUGUAAACAGCGUUUUGGCAGCUUUGAAUUAUAGAGUUGACAGAUUCGUCCGGUUGUCAGGUCAGGGUGAAUAGCAGCUGGUUCCUCGUUAAAGGGAGCUUCCUCUCCUCAGUGUGGUAAAAGAAGAAGAGAGAUGUCGAGGAGUUUGAGCUCCAAUUCGUUUAGAAGUGCAGUUUCAGUCUCCUCCUCCUUCAGAAGACGCAACGAUGAGGAAGAAGACCUCAUAUGGGCUGCCAUAGAGAAGCUCCCCACCUAUGACCGCUUGAGAACCUCCAUUCUCCAAGAUACCUACCACUCCCACUCCCAACAGAUAGAUGUUACAAAUCUCCACCAACAUGGUCGACAACAACUGAUUGACAGGCUGGUUAAAGUAGCAGAUCAGGAUAACCAAGUCUUUCUCAGAAAGCUUCGCGAGAGGCUCGAUCGAGUUGGGGUCAUCUUACCCGAAAUUGAAAUCCGUUUUGAGGAGCUCAACGUUUCAGCUAGUGUCUACAUGGGCAGUCGCGCAUUGCCAACCCUAAUUAAUUGGAGCUUUAAUAUGUUAGAGGAUGUCUUGGGAUCACUUGGGCUCUGUAAAACCAAGAAGAAAACGUUGAGGAUUCUAAGGAAUGUUAGCGGUAUAAUAAAACCCGGAAGGAUGACCCUUCUUCUCGGCCCGCCUUCCUCGGGUAAAACUACUUUAUUAUUGGGUCUGGCUGGAAAAUUGGACACGACUCUCCAGGUUACAGGACAAGUAACCUAUAAUGGACAUUCAAUGAAGGAAUUUGUGGCACAACGAACUUGUGCUUACAUAAGUCAGCAAGAUGUGCAUAUGGGAGAGUUAAGUGUACGCCAAACCUUAGACUUCGCCUCUCGAUGCCAAGGCACAGGUUCAAGAUACGAUAUUUUAAGCGAGCUCUCGAGACGAGAAAAGGAGCAUGGAGUGAAGCCAGAUCCUGACAUUGAUGCAUUUAUGAAGGCAUCAGCAAUUACAGGACAGAAAUCCAACAUAAUGACUGACUAUGUCUUGAAGAUUUUAGGGUUAGACAUAUGCGCAGACACAAUAGUAGGAGAUAAGAUGCGCAGAGGCAUUUCAGGAGGUCAGAAGAAAAGAGUGACAACAGGGGAGAUGAUGGUGGGAUCUGCCAAAGCUUUUCUAAUGGACGAGAUAUCCAAUGGGUUGGACAGCUCCACCACAUAUCAGAUUAUUCAAUGCUUAUGCCACUAUGUUCACAUUAUGAAUUCAACAAUGGUGAUUUCUCUUCUGCAACCAGCCCCGGAAGUGUUCAAUCUUUUCGACGACGUGAUUCUUCUAUCAGAGGGCAAUCUGGUUUACCAUGGACCUUCACAAUCCAUUCUUGAAUUUUUUCACUCAAUGGGUUUUCAAUGCCCUGAAAGGAAAGAUGUUGCAGGUUUCUUGCAAGAGGUAACGUCACCUAAAGACCAACAACAGUACUGGUGGAAGACGACCCAGGAAUACAGAUAUGUGUCAGUUAAGGAGUUUGCGCAAGCAUUUAAAAGAUUUCAUGAAGGAGAGAAACUUUCACAAGAACUGUCAAUACCAUUUGAUAAAAGCCAAUGUCAUCCCGGAGCUCUCACUAAAGAAAAAUAUGGUUUAAGCAAAGGAGAUCUUUUUAAAGCAUGUUUUGAUAGACAAUUCAUACUAAUGAAGAAGAAUUCCGGUGUGCACAUAUUCAAGUUAUUCCAGAUAAGUAUGGUGGCAUCUCUGUCAACAUCAAUUUUCUUUCGUACACGUAUGCAUCAUAGAAAUGUGGCGGACGGGUCCAUGUACAUUGGAGCUUUGUUUUUGGCUCUGGUCCUUAAUAUGUUCAAUGGUAUUUCAGAAUUGGCAAUCAUACUUGAUAAGCUUCCAGUUUUCUACAAGCAGAGAGAUUUGAUGUUCUACCCUGCCUGGGCCUACUCCAUCCCGAUUUGGAUUACUCAAAUUCCUGUUUCCUUGCUAGAGUCCUUUGUAUGGGUGGCUCUUACGUACUAUGGGAUUGGUUAUGCUCCCAGUCCCAGCAGGUUUUUUCGACAGUUUUUACUAUUGGCGGUUCUCCAUCAGACUGGGCUAGUGCUGUUUCACUUCAUAGCUUCAGUUACAAGGACUGUAAUAAUUGGCAACACUUGCGGUGUGUUUGCACUUUUCAUGAUCUUCGUCCUAGGUGGUUUCAUCGUGUCAAAAGAGGAUAUCAAAGGGUGGUGGAUAUGGUGUUACUGGUUAUCUCCUCUCACUUAUGCUCAAAAUGCUAUUUCAGUAAACGAGUUCUUAGCAACCAGGUGGCAAACGAAAACUAGAAAGGCUAACAGAACCAAUUUGCAGCCGCAUGAGAAUAUUGGCGUGAGAUUUCUAAAAUCUCGAGGACUUUUCACGGAUAGCAACUGGUACUGGAUAGGUGUUGGAGCACUCAUUGGUUUCAUUGUCGUUCUGAACUUGCUGUUCACUCUAGCUUUGCAGUAUCUCAACCCUGUUGGAAAAACCCAACCAUUAGUCGUUGAAAAUGAGGAGUUGAUAGACGAACAGGGUAAGGAAAUGCAAGCCCUUUCGUUAAGUGGAUCGAAACAAGCUGAAAUCCAAAAUACUGGGAAAAUUUCAGGAGGAAGUAGCAACUUGUCAACCUCGAGCAGAAGGGAAGCUGGAAAGAAGGGAAUGGUGUUACCUUUCCAACCCUUGUCCUUGACAUUUCACAAUGUCAACUACCAUGUCGAUAUGCCUGCAGAGAUGAAGAGAGAGGGAGUUGGCGAAGAGAGGCUCCAGUUAUUGCGCAGUGUGAGUGGAUAUUUCAGGCCGGGAGUGCUCACAGCUUUAGUAGGAGUGAGUGGAGCUGGAAAAACCACCUUAAUGGAUGUUCUUGCGGGCAGAAAAACUACUGGGCAUAUUGAAGGAUCCAUCACUAUCUCUGGCUUUCCCAAGAAACAGCAAACCUUUGCACGGAUUUCUGGUUACUGCGAACAAGCUGAUAUUCAUUCCCCCUGCGUCACAAUCUAUGAAUCUCUCGUUUAUUCUGUCUGGCUACGCCUUUCACGAGACGUUGAAUCUGAAACAAGAACGAUGUUUGUUGAGGAAGUAUUGAAACUCAUAGAGCUGGAUAACGUAAGGGACGGUCUUGUGGGUCUCCCUGGAGUGAAUGGAUUGUCUACAGAACAGAGAAAGAGAUUGACAAUUGGAGUGGAACUUGUAGCGAAUCCUUCCAUAAUUUUUAUGGAUGAGCCCACUUCGGGUCUGGAUGCAAGGGCUGCUGCUGUCGUUAUGAGAGCUGUUCGGAACACGGUGGAUACAGGCCGAACAGUUGUGUGCACCAUUCAUCAGCCAAGCAUUGAAAUAUUUGAAGCCUUCGAUGAGUUGAUAUUGAUGAAGCGAGGAGGGGAGAUAACCUACGCGGGCCCUCUUGGUCGCCACUCGCAAACGCUAAUUGAUUAUCUUGAGAUGAUUGAGGGAGUUCCCAAAAUCACAGAGGGGCUAAACCCUGCAACAUGGAUGCUCGAUGUUACCUCUCACGGAAUGGAAUCUCGUUUUGGGAUUGACUUUGCCGAACUCUAUAAGAGAUCAUCCCUAUACAGGCAAAACGAAAUCAUGAUUGAAGAGCUAAGCAAACCUGCUGGAGGAUCCAAAGAUUUACAUUUCAAUUCAGAAUUCGCACAGCCAUUUGUAGUUCAAAUGCUGGCCUGUUUGUGGAAGCAACAUUGGUCUUACUGGCGAAAUCCCCAAUACAACGUUGUUAGAUUCUUAUUCACCUUUACAUGUGCUCUACUCUUCGGCACAGUUUUCUGGAGAAUGGGAAGCAAGAUAGAACUGGAGCAAGAUAUUCUCAAUUCGAUGGGAUCCAUGUUUACCGCAGUUCUGUUUCUGGGUUACAGCAAUAUAAUUUCUGUUCUGCCUGUAGUUGACGUGGAAAGAACAGUUUUCUACAGGGAAAAGGCUUCAGGAAUGUAUCAUCCUUUCGCUUAUGCGUUGGCUCAAGUAUUCAUUGAAGUGCCAUACAUAUUUGUGCAGACAGUAAUGUAUGGUUUGAUUGUUUAUACAAUGAUGGAUUUCAUAUGGAGUACCACAAAAUUCUUCUGGUUUUUCUUUUGCAUAUUGUUUACGUUCAUUUACUAUACCUACUAUGGAAUGACGACAGUGGCCCUCACUUCUAAUGCAAGUUUGGCUUCAAUCUUCUCAACCGGUUUCCUUGCAAUCUGGAUGCUUUUUGGUGGCUUCUUAAUUCCACGCCCGAGACUUCCAGUGUGGUGGAGAUGGUAUUAUUGGGCAUCGCCCUUUGCGUGGACAAUGUAUGGUUUGGUAGCGUCACAGUUUGGGGAUGUUUCAGAGGAACUGGUUUUGGCAGAUGGAACGAAACAACAGGUUAAGGAAUUCUUGAGAACCCAGUUCGGUUAUGAGCAUAAUUUUUUAGGAUAUGUUGCUGCCGCUUUAAUUGGCUUCGGGCUCUUGUUCGCUUUGACAUUUGCCUUUAGCAUUAAGACUCUCAAUUUCCAAAACAGGUAAAAUACAUAUUUAUCAAUGAGUGCCUGAAUAGAAAAGAACUGUAACUAGUCUCAACAAACGUUAUAUAAAAUAACUGUAAUUAACAAAUAAAUGAUCAACUAUAUUAUAGAUAUUUCAUA